AUGAGGCUUUCCUCUCUCGCCCUGCUUCUAAGCUCAGUCCUGGUCCUUCAGCAUGCCGGCGCCAGCGUCAUCGGGCACCAAGGUGACCCUGCCUCCCCCACGGUGGGGAAAAGGUCGUCUCAGAAUCGCCACGCGGCCGCGAGGCGUUUCUGUAACGCGAAGCACAAGAUCAAGCUCAACAGCCGCCGAAGUACGGAAAGCCCGCUACAGCCUCUGGAGGCGUACGAGAUCUUCUGCUGGUUGCAGGAUGCGGACGAAAAGGCUGCCUGCUUCUUCGUCACCGUUGCCCAUCUUCUCAGCACUACACCCCAGGCCCUCGCCGAUCGCAUCGGCAUUCCCCUGCCUCGCCGUGGAGAGGUUGGCAUCUCCAUAGACACCAUGUUCUACGCUCUAGAGUUGCUCGGCGUGCGCUUCCGCAUCGUAGCACUCCAGGGCACUCUGGAACAGCAGCGACCAGGCCCGAUGCAGAAUAUCCGCUGCACCGGACGGGGCCUGCGCUGGCGUCAUUCUCAUCCGCCACCGGCUGUCAUGGGCGUCGGUUUUUUUAACCGCAAUCGUGACGGUGGUCAUGUUGUCAUCGUCAGGAACGCCGGAAACCCGCUACGGAUUCGCUACUUGGAUUUCCAAGAUGAUCCUAGGGGUACAGACAUGACUGUGGAGGCAGAGAAUUCCUGUCACGCCUUCUAUUUUUAUCUUGAUCUCGAGGCCUCUUCCGGAGACCUCAUGGACGAACUGCGGCCGUCCAUCGACGCCAUGAUGGCCACCCCGAGCCUCGUCCCAGCGCUGCCGACCAGCCUGUUCCCGCCCGCCCUCCCCCUCCCAUCCGAUACAGCCGAUAGAUUCUUGGAGGAGGACGCUGUCGAGUUUAUAAAUUCUCUAAAUGAUUUUUGGGAGCCGUGGUCCGACGACGAUUCAACCCGGUCGGGGCAAAGCUCCGACGGCGAUUCAGACACCUCAAUGGAGGGCCCCCCCACGCGAGAAAGGACAAGCACGCUUGCUCGGCUGCGGUACCAUCAACAGCAGCAGCAGGGGACAACGACAGAGGGGCACUCGGAAGGCGCUCACACGCAGUUGCAGGCCCCCACUCGACAUGAUCCGGACGCUCCGGGGCCCUCCAGAAUCGACGCUGCGGACCCUGAGACGCAGCUGCAGGCCCCCUCUCCGCAUGUUGCAGGCCAUCCCGGGCCCUCUAGAAUCGACCCUGCAGAAGUCGACGUUGCAGUCGACGGCAUCUUCCACCUGUCCGUCGAGGAGGAGUGCGCUCGACGCCUCGCGUCAAACACAGUCUCCUUCGUCAUUCCGGACUCCAACGCUGCGCGAGGCGGGAGUAGGCUAGGCGCCAGCAGUAUGAGAAAACGCGCGGAGACAGUCGGCGAUACUACCAAGGACAGCUGUUCCAAGCUGAAACAUGGAGUGGAAACGUUGCAAACCUGCAGAAAAAUAAAGAGUCUCGAGAUUGGCAUCACCUUAUCGAAUGACUGGUUCGCGGGGACGUAUGACUACAUCUAUGGAGCCAUACGUGGCCCGGCUGGUAAUUUUACAACGGAGCUUGCACCCCAGCCAUCGGCAGGAUACGAGAACUCGAUAGCCGAAAGCGUGCAAUCAGCCUUUGGUCUUGAGACGAUGGAUAUUCGGAGCAUCAAUACUUUUGAUCUCAUUUCGCAGGGACUGAAAUAUACCUUCAUUCGCAACGAUCAGUGGAAGGUCAAAGAUAUUGUGCUUCGCGCAAACUGUGAUACACCAGGCUUGACGGUGCAAUACGAUAAGCUUCGGGCGCUUGAUGCGUGGUACCAACAUCCAGCGGCCAAAAGGGGGCGGGAGGGGGGCGUGCAGCCGUACGAUCCAGGGGUUGUUGCCACAUUUAACAUCCGUUCUUCGGAAUGGUACACAACGUCUUGCGUCAUGAUUAAGGAGCUUCGGUUUACCUUCAAGACGGCACGUGGUCUGUUUUCUGGAUCUUACGAUCAAGUAUCCUUGACUUUCGGGUCAGGCAUGCAAACAAUCUUCCUCGUAAAAGAAUUCUAUGGAGGAGACAAGAAAUCAGACACGGUCGAUCUUCGUGCCAUGUUCGGCACAGCGACGGUGGACCUACGACAUAUUCAACAGAUGCUUCUGCAAGACACGUACUACUACAAGACUGAUACAGACAAAUGGAUGUUUGCAGUGAAGCUUAAGACGAACUUCCAUAGCCCGGUAGGAUGCGGCUCGAGCUCCGUUGUUCGAUCGAUUGGCGGAGAUGGAAAGAACGUCAUGGCCAUGAACGUCAUGGCCAUACAACGGAUACGAGUCGGCGAGACCGAUGUUUUGGGUGUAUCAUGCCACUAUGGCCCUUCAAUCCUGAUUCCCCCUCGUACGCCGCACUCGACAUCUGCCGCCAGGCCCUUUUGCUUCGGAGCUAGGCUCGGCGUCGUCGACACAGCUGCUGCUCUUUAUUCCUCACCAUCAAGCCGCAAACUUGGCGUCGCGAAAAGCCAGCGCCCCUCCCCUACCAAAGGGUCCCACAAGCGAACCGGCUCGCUUCCCAUCGGGAUGGCUGAUGUUGAAAUGAGCGACGCCCCCGCGGCAGCGAAGAAGGGCGAGGGCAAGAAGAAGUUUGAAGUCAAGAAGUGGAACGCCGUGGCGCUGUGGGCGUGGGACAUUGUCGUGGACAACUGUGCCAUCUGCCGAAACCACAUCAUGGAUCUUUGCAUCGAGUGUCAGGCCAACCAGGCCUCGGCUACGAGCGAAGAGUGCACGGUGGCAUGGGGCAUCUGCAAUGUGAAGCCGACCCCUCUCGCCUUCUUUCCCGAUACCUGGGCUGACACGCCAGCAGCACGCUUUCCACUUCCAUUGCAUUUCACGAUGGCUCAAGGCCAGAUCAGUCUGUCCUUUGGACAACAGGGACUGGGAGUUUCAAAAAUACGGUCGAUGAAGGGGCACCCUCCGAACGGCAGUGCGAGUCGGCCCAUGUGGACGCGAAAUAUUAUGAGACGCCAUGCACGACGGACAGGUCGCGCCACAGCAUGUCAGCAGAUGUGGCACUGCGGCGUUGGUGUUGAAAGGCCGUCAACGUAUGGUUAUGCGUGUGUUCGUUAUUCAGUCUAG
Messenger RNA from Drechmeria coniospora, 3084 nucleotides. RefSeq lists its product as uncharacterized. Gene Ontology annotation, cellular component: anaphase-promoting complex; nucleus. The record is from RefSeq and is a predicted model, not a curated record. Bases 1 to 3084 code for a protein of 1027 amino acids. Lineage: Eukaryota; Fungi; Ascomycota; Sordariomycetes; Hypocreales; Ophiocordycipitaceae. Gene Ontology annotation, biological process: anaphase-promoting complex-dependent catabolic process; protein ubiquitination. The transcript has 9 exons. Gene Ontology annotation, molecular function: cullin family protein binding; ubiquitin protein ligase activity; zinc ion binding.